GCGUUACGCAAGGCAGGCGCCCGGUGCCCUGGCGAACCCCCUCUACAGCGUUUAAUUCUCUCCACGUUUUCCCCCGCCUAUCACAAUCUCCCCUUCAUGACCCAUGCAUCGCACAACUAUUAACUGAACUGUGUGCAGCUAUCUAUCCUUCUUCUCCGGUUGUUGUUGUUGUACUUCCCUAAGAGUCGAAGGACCACGUGAGGGCGGCUAUCGGCUGCAGCUGGUAAAGUCCCGCCCCGCUUGGAAAACGCCUCUUCCUCCUCGCAGCUUUUAUAGGCAGCAGAUCUACCUGGCCGAAAGUUUGGACGUGGAGAGCGGCCUCCUUGGUAGGUGGCGUUAGUGGGAUCAUAUGGUCCUGGUACGCCAUUACCAUCCACAGGAAGAAGAAGAAGAAGAAGCCGAAAGUUUGUGGUGCUCGCCAGCGUGUGAGAAUGUGGCUGUGGGUCGCCUUGCUGCUGGCUGCGCUCGCGAGGGCGGACAUUGUCGACAUCCCGCCGCACAACGAGACGGCGCGGGUCGCGCGCUAUGUGGCGCAUGCCUGCGAUUGGGGCGCGCUGGCCACGCUCUCCACGCAAGAGUCGCCGAUGCGGGGCCAGCCCUUCGCCAAUGUCUUCUCCGUGAGUGACGGGCCGAAUGGACCGCACGGCUCCGGGGUGCCCUACAUGUACCUGACGGACCUGGAGAUCUCGGUGCAUGACCUGAAGGUGAAUGCAAAUGCCUCCCUAACGAUGUCCUUGGCCCAGACUCCUUACUGCAAGGAGAAAGGUUAUGAUCCUCAGAAUCCUCUGUGUGCCCAUGUGAUCUUUUCUGGAAUAGUUGAGAAGCUUGAAAAUGGCACUGCAGAAGCAGAGAAAGGCAAGAAAGCACUAUUCAGUAGACAUCCUGAAAUGAAAACGUGGCCACGAGAUCAUGGCUGGUACAUUGCCAGAUUUAACAUUGCUAGUAUCUGGGUCCUGGACUACUUCGGUGGAAUCAAAACUGUGACUCCAGAAGAAUAUUUUAAGGUCAUACCCUAGUUCAAAGACUUCUGGUUGAAAUGAAUAUGUACCCCUUCACUGGUCACUUUCAUAAGAAAAUGUGGAUGCUACUAUAACUGAAACUACAUUGCAGAAUCCCAAAUCUGUGUGUUCCUUUCACAUCUCUAAUGGAUUGCUUGUGCUGUGUGAACUUCCUACAAAAAUGACUUUAAAAUCUGGAGUCCAUGCCAAUGAAAUCUAAUUCCAUGUACAAAGCAUUUUGAAUAUGCAGAUCUAUUUAUUUGGUUUUAUGACUUUGAUUUUAAAUAAUUCUAAUUCUUUGAGCAAGCUCAUCCAAAGGAAAAUGCAGUUGGAAUACCUCCCUAAAAUGGAGUAGAAUAAAAUUGCAGUUGGAAGAAAGAAUCUGAUAUAACAUAAUGGCCGGGUUUAUAGCACUUUUGAUAAAUAAGGUCUUAGUUAGCAACAGCAUUAAGCUAUAUGCCUUGCAGGGGUAAAGACAAAUAUUUGCAAUAGGCAUGGGAAACUACAAAGUGGGGGAAGGUGGCUAGGUGCAUGCCAGAAACCACAACAGAUUCGGACACAAAAAUAGAAUAUGUCUAUACUCCUGGCAGUUUAGGGUCUGUCUAUCCUCUGAGCACAUGAUUGGUAAGAGACCAACCAAACUUAUGGAUAUAUGCCAGGCCAGCAGGGUUUGUUUGGAAGGGGAAAUCUAGUUGGAAUAAAAGUGCUUUAAAACCUAUUUAACCUUGUAUGAGUUUGCGUGGCAAUUCAUCUAAUUCUUGACAGUGGUUAAAAGCUUUAUUAGACAAACUGCCACGCAAUGAACACAUACAAAACUAAAUGUAUUUUAAAGCAGGUGGAUACCUCUGCUGCUGCACACUGUAAGGGAAAUUUUUAAUGUUUACUUGUAAGAUUAAAAAGGCCCAACAGCAUUCCUCAUCUUUUUUUUUAAUGUAACGUUCUUAAAAGGCUAAAGGACUCCUCAGUGAGCUGGCACAAGCUGCCUUUCAUCUUAAAAGCAAAUAUUAAAAACUUCCUUUACAGUGUGUAGUAGCAGGGGGUGCCCACCGUGCUACGUACAAGAAUCUCUGCACAAGUAACAGCCAGCUAGAAUGCUAAGGGUAGAUAUUGUCGAAUCCCCGUAAACCAGCAAUUUUGCUUUUUGUAAGAGAAAUAAAGAUAUUGUCCAUUAAAAGGAUCCUAGGGAAAGAUUUCUGAGGUCUGUUAAAUCAGUGGGAUCACUUUCCUUAAUAGUUAGUUCUUUUAUUGCAGCCGUGGGCCAAACAGGGAUCACUUUCCUGAUAUUGUUAAACUUUGCUUUUUGUCGAGUGAUAACUCUUAUAUUACAAAGUGUAUGGCAAAUUUUGCCUAUGCUGCCAAGAAAAUCAGGGAAAUUACAAAAGAAAUUGUAGAAUCUAACUUGGUGAUUGAUGUGAUUAACUACAUUUUUUGAUGAGACAAAUCCCAUUUUCCUGUUGAUAUUGUUAAGGCUGGCUGUAUAACAAUAAAGCGUGACUUGAACAAUA
Hemicordylus capensis (graceful crag lizard) is the source of this 2503-nucleotide messenger RNA. RefSeq names its product cellular repressor of E1A stimulated genes 1 (gene CREG1). The transcript has 5 exons. Bases 432 to 1016 code for a protein of 194 amino acids. The record is from RefSeq and is a predicted model, not a curated record. Lineage: Eukaryota; Metazoa; Chordata; Lepidosauria; Squamata; Cordylidae.